UGCCCGUGGGUCGCCCCGUGGGGGCCCGGGCUGUCCCUUCUGCCAGGCGCGGCCGGGACGUGGGGCCCCGGUUUGGGCACGUUGUGGGCCGGGGCCGCCCGAGGCCUGCGAGUCGGCGCAGAGCCGGGCUGCAGCGGCGGCCGAGCUGGCGGUCACACACAGGGUCUCCUGAGACCGGGACACGUGUCCUCUGGGCCGAGAGCGGCGGGGUGCGGGGCCGCCCCACGAGCUGGGCACAGCCGUGUGCUGCCCUGGGCCCCGUGGCUCUCUGUGGGCUCUGGCCCCCCGCAGGUCCCUAGCUUUCUGCCCCAACCCGGGGCUCCAUGCCGUGUCUGCCCUGCCCGCGCUCGGGGGCCCCGUCCACUCUGGUCACUGCACGGAGCCGCCCCCGCCCCGGCCUCUGGGCAGUCACCUGCCGACGCAGGUCCCAGGUGCAGAGGCUGCCCAGGCCUCUGGCCAGCAGUAGCCGCCAGUCCUGGGGCGCCCCUGGGCUGGGGGAACGGCCUGGGCCUCGCCUGUGGUCGGGGUGCCGGGGCGCCGGGGCAGGGCGCUGCGGGCUCUUGCAGCAGUUCGGGUGCUGGCUGCCGGCCUGGCCACGCCGUGCAGGUCCCGGCCCUCACUGGUGUGUCCAGGGCAAGGCGAGACCCGAGAGAGGCGGCCCGGGGCGCUGGGCACCGUGUCCCCGCCGCUGUGCCCGCGAGGCGCCGUCUUCAGGUCCGGUCCCGGGCCCUGGAGCUGGGGGCGUCCGCGUGGCGGGGCGGCCCUGUGGCCUCAGCACCUUCGCUCUUGCAGGCAUCGACUACAAGACCACCACCAUCCUGCUGGACGGCCGGCGGGUCAAGCUGGAGCUCUGGGACACGUCGGGCCAGGGCCGCUUCUGCACCAUCUUCAGGUCCUACUCGCGGGGCGCACAGGGCAUCCUCCUGGUCUACGACAUCACCAACCGCUGGUCCUUCGACGGCAUCGACCGGUGGAUCAAGGAGAUCGACGAGCACGCGCCCGGGGUGCCCCGGAUCCUGGUCGGCAACCGGCUGCACCUGGCCUUCAAGCGGCAGGUGCGCACGGAGCAGGCGCGGGCCUACGCCGAGAAGAACGGCAUGACCUUCUUCGAGGUCAGCCCGCUGUGCAACUUCAACGUCACCGAGUCCUUCACCGAGCUCUCGCGCAUCGUGCUCAUGCGGCACGGCAUGGAGAAGAUCUGGAGGCCCAACCGAGUGUUCAGCCUGCAGGACCUGUGCUGCCGUGCCAUCGUGUCCUGCACCCCCGUGCACCUCAUCGACAAGCUCCCGCUGCCCGUCACCAUCAAGAGCCACCUCAAGUCCUUCUCCAUGGCCAACGGCAUGAACGCGGUCAUGAUGCACGGCCGCUCCUACUCACUGGCCGGCGCGGCCGCAGGCGGCAGCAGCAAGGGCAACAGCCUCAAGCGCUCCAAGUCCACCCGCCCCCCCCAGAGCCCCCCGCAGAACUGCUCCCGGAGCAACUGCAAGAUCUCCUAGCAGGCCGGCUGGCGGGCGGGGCGGCCAGCCCCCGGGGACGUGGUGGCCGGUGGCCGGGCCCUGCCCCCCCGGCCCCACAGGGCGGCACGUCCAGCGCCCGGCGGCUCGCCGUGUCUGGACUGGAGCAUGUGGUGCUGGCAGCUGCCUCCCUUCUGCCUGUGGCCGAGGGCCCGGCCCUGCCCGCCUCGGCGGGCGCCUGGUGCCGGGGCGGGUACUGGCCACCCGCCCUACCCAGGGGCGACCUCUGGACUUCGGACCCGUUCUGGCUGCGCUGGGGCCGCCCGCCCUGCGCGGCCUCUGCUGCCCGCCGGCGCCGUCGGGCCCUGCAGACGGGUCUUGUUUGUACAGUAAAGGGAAUCCGCUGUGACUGCCGUGUCCAUGCUGUGGUGCCACGGCCACGUGCUGGGCACUAGCUGCCUACGCUGGCCUCACUGACCAAUGCGCCUGCUGCGCUGGCCGCUGGCUUUCAGGCCGCGCCCCCUCUGGCCUCCAGCCUGCCCUUCCCUGCAGCCGGUCAGACGGGCUGGGCAGCCCCUGCAGUGUCCACGGCAGCCAGGCAGCUGUCUGGGGCCAGUGGGGGCCAGGCGCAAGCCUGGCGCAGGGCUCUGGGGUCGGCUCCGCAGGACGCCGUG
Molecule: messenger RNA, 2128 nt
Organism: Condylura cristata (star-nosed mole)
Lineage: Eukaryota; Metazoa; Chordata; Mammalia; Eulipotyphla; Talpidae
Gene: RAB40C
Product: RAB40C, member RAS oncogene family
Exons: 5
Coding region: 324-1496 (390 amino acids)
Biological process (GO): intracellular signal transduction; protein localization to plasma membrane
Cellular component (GO): plasma membrane; synaptic vesicle; endosome
Molecular function (GO): GTP binding; GTPase activity
Source: RefSeq, a predicted model, not a curated record